AUGGGGCUACGCGACGCUCCAAUACACCCCGAAAAGAAGAACCCGUGCGAUGAUUUGAGAUGUGGCCCCGGGGAGGAUUGUAUCGUCGAACAGUGCAGAUGUCGUCCGGGUGUCGGUGGAACAAAAUGUGACCAUUGUGUCCCGGGAUUCUGGGGGAUCCAUCUGAUCGCGAAGGGCGCGUUGUCUUGUACUCCCCUGCCAUCACUAAAUCUGCGAUUUGACGGGCGCCAAACGGCACAUUUGGCGAAUAUCAAUCGAUAUUCCGGGUUUUCUGCCGCAGCCUCAAAUGGUGCAUUAAUGGACGUGUUGAUGGCAUAUGGGAAGCGGCUGCAGUUGAGGGUCGAUCAGAGGAGGCUAUUGUUACAG
Molecule: messenger RNA, 366 nt
Organism: Mesorhabditis spiculigera
Lineage: Eukaryota; Metazoa; Nematoda; Chromadorea; Rhabditida; Rhabditidae
Source: the annotation of a GenBank genome assembly